CUUGUAGAGAAUUAUACGGUGUGGCGGUGCGGUCGAUGAUGACAUGGCCAAUAUAAUUGUAGCACAGCUUCUUUAUCUUGAUGCAGUUGAUCCUGCGAAGGACAUUGUCAUGUAUGUGAACUCUCCUGGAGGAUCAGUAACAGCUGGUAUGGCAAUUUUCGAUACAAUGAGGCAUAUUCGUCCGAAUGUUUCCACUGUAUGUGUUGGAUUAGCAGCCAGGUAUCCAAUUUAUGGUCUUAUCUCUUGUAUGGUAGCUUCAUACCAACAUGUAGUCUUACAUAUUCUUGCAACAAGUCAUUUGAGUGAACAUAGAU
Molecule: messenger RNA, 314 nt
Organism: Dendrobium catenatum
Lineage: Eukaryota; Viridiplantae; Streptophyta; Magnoliopsida; Asparagales; Orchidaceae
Product: ATP-dependent Clp protease proteolytic subunit 5, chloroplastic-like
Exons: 3
Biological process (GO): protein quality control for misfolded or incompletely synthesized proteins
Cellular component (GO): endopeptidase Clp complex
Molecular function (GO): ATPase binding; serine-type endopeptidase activity; ATP-dependent peptidase activity
Source: RefSeq, a predicted model, not a curated record